GAGAGUUUUCUCAAUUUUUCUAAAAAAAAACACAAAAAUUACCUUAAUUUUCUGUGAAAAUUCUAAAUAAAACGUGUCAAGAAAUUAAAUGACAUCCAAAAACUUAAGAUUUCUGUAAAAAUAUUUACAUAAUUAGAAAAAAAAAUGGAACUUUUGACCUUUGAACAGCAACUUUACGAAAAGCAACAAAAAGGCGAAUACGCAGAUUGUUCCUUCAUUUUCAACACAAAAGACGAAGAAAAUCCCGAAAUUGUAAUCCACGGUCACAAAAUCAUUCUUUCGGCAGCUUCCAAAUAUUUCGAGACCCAUUUCAAAGCUGAAUGGGACACAAAUUCACCGAUUUUGAUCACAACCUUCAACCACGACGUUUUCAAUAAACUUUUGCGAGCCGUUUACUUACGAAAAAUCGACUUUGAAACAUUGGACGAAGCUGCGACGAUCUAUCAAGCUGCCCAUUUCUACCAAAUGAAACGCGAAUUGGAUCUCUUGUCGGACGCGAUGAAGUCAUUUUGCAUCGCUGGAAAAUUUUUGGCCAUUUCUGUGCUCGCCAACACCGCCUGGAAGUACCAAGAUUGCAAAUUAAUUCCGUUUGUGUCCAAAUAUUUCGCCACAAAUGCCCACAAAAUCAUCGAGGAUCCGGAUUUUAUGCGUUUUCAUCCCGACGUCAUCAACUGGCUGUACCAACAUGACGAUUUAUCGGUAACGGAAUGCGGUUUGGCAAAAGCUCUGCAAAAAUAUUUGCAAACUAAUGAAUCAAUUUCAUCGUCAAUGGUCGAAUCAGCAAUCGGCGCCAUAAGAUUUUUGACAAUGUUGGAGCACGAAAUUCAGGAAAUCGAAUUUUUGACUCCAGCUCACAAGGAAUUUCUCAAAGGAGGAAGUCAAACCACUUUGAAUUACACGAAUUUUUCGCCAAGCACGAAUCCUCGGUACGUCAAGUCAUUUUUCUCGCUGUUGCCGUCACAUCUUCAAAUUGAACUCGUUAGAAAAGUUGAUAAAUUUUAUUGUUGGGUUUGUCGGGAGCCGCAUGAUGUCACCACAUGUAGAAAAGCUUGUACACAAUAUCCGGUGUAUGAUCGAAUUGAGCCCUUGACAAAGGUGAAUGACGAAUUUCACACGUUUUUCGAGGAAUAUCCCGCCACUCAGAUCAUCGAAAUUUUGAAAGAACUUGAAAAUAUGCCAUAUCGAGCGAGUUCUUUAUUGAUCUUUAGAGAAGCUACUGAUAUUUUAGAUAAUAUUUACUACGUUUGAUUUUUUUUUUGUAA
Molecule: messenger RNA, 1262 nt
Organism: Culicoides brevitarsis
Lineage: Eukaryota; Metazoa; Arthropoda; Insecta; Diptera; Ceratopogonidae
Exons: 2
Coding region: 145-1248 (367 amino acids)
Molecular function (GO): protein binding
Source: RefSeq, a predicted model, not a curated record